Messenger RNA from Oncorhynchus gorbuscha (pink salmon), 5688 nucleotides. RefSeq names its product acid-sensing ion channel 4-A. Bases 412 to 2031 code for a protein of 539 amino acids. Lineage: Eukaryota; Metazoa; Chordata; Actinopteri; Salmoniformes; Salmonidae. The record is from RefSeq and is a predicted model, not a curated record. Gene Ontology annotation, molecular function: ligand-gated sodium channel activity. The transcript is spliced from 10 exons. Gene Ontology annotation, biological process: sodium ion transmembrane transport. Gene Ontology annotation, cellular component: membrane.
AAUCACAGUGUUGCCUUCUCAUGAAUUAUUAAGUAGCCCCCUGCCUCUUUUAGCUUGACUCAAAAUGCUGCAUUUUCAGCUGUGGGUCUGAAGCGGAGAGCAAGGGUGUUUUUUUGACAGCUGUAUUACUGCUGAUAAGCAAGACUCUGCGAGAUGAUCAAGUACUGAGACACGCAUCCAGAACAGCAGCACAGCAGCACUAUUCACUACGAGCAGUGGCAGUCAGUAGCAGCAGCAGGAGCAGUAGCAGCACUAACAGCAGCAGCAGCAACAGCAACUCUCUCGUGCCUUUUUCUUAUUCUUUGUGGAGUUGUAAUCUGUUCUGAGGACAACAGCCGGAGAAGACGGGACAAGUGGAUCAGGGCUGACAGCUGUCAUCAAAACAACCCAAACGCAGAGCUGGCUGCCCACAUGCCGAUCGAAUUUGUUUGCAAAAUCAAAUUUGCAGAGGAGGAUGAGAAGCAGAAAGGCAAGCAGGAUGGGGACAAGGAGAGCCUGAUUGAGGAGAGCUGCUCACCUCCAGCUAAGGACCUGGUCGGCUUCGCCAACUCCAGCUCUCUCCACGGGAUUAACCACAUCUUCGUCUCGGGGCGCCUGGGCAUUCGGCAGACCCUCUGGGCACUUGCCUUUUUGGCUUCUCUGGCACUCUUUCUGUACCAGGCGGCAAAGUGUGCCAUCUCUUACCUGGAGCACCCUCACGUCACCGCUCUGAAUGAGGAAGCGAGCCCUGAGAUGGUCUUUCCCGCUGUGACCAUCUGCAACAUCAACCGCUUCCGCUUCUCCGCUCUCACCGACGCCGACAUCUACCACCUGGCUAACCUCACAGGUCUACCACCAAAAAACCGGGAUGGCCACAAACCCACCGAUUUGGACUAUCCUGCGCCGGACAUGCAGGACAUCUUCAACCGGACAGGACAUCAGCUGGACGAGAUGCUGAAGAGCUGCAACUUCAGUGGACAGAACUGCUCUGCUGAGGACUUCUCUGUGGUCUACACCAGAUACGGAAAAUGUUACACUUUCAACGGGAACAAGUCGACGUCCAGGAAGACCAAGCAAGGUGGAAUGGGAAAUGGCCUGGAGAUUAUGUUGGAUAUUCAACAGGACGAGUAUCUCCCCAUCUGGAAAGAGACAAAUGAGACGUCGUUAGAGGCAGGGAUCCGCGUGCAGAUCCACAGCCAGGAUGAGCCUCCCUACAUUCACCAGCUGGGCUUCGGAGUCUCCCCGGGAUUCCAGACCUUUGUUUCAUGUCAGGAACAAAGGCUGACCUACCUGCCCCAGCCCUGGGGGAACUGCCGCUCCACCAGCGACCAGAUGAUCCCGGGAUACGACACCUACAGCAUCAGUGCCUGCCGCCUGCGCUGCGAGACCAGGGAGGUGCUCCGGGAGUGCAACUGCAGGAUGGUGCACAUGCCCGGAACUGCCGAUAUCUGCACUCCCAGUAACAUCAAGUGUGUUGACAAGGCGCUUGCCCUUCUCCAGAAGAGCACUGGGGACACCUGUCCCUGUGAGACACCAUGCAACCUGACCCGCUACGGCAAGGAACUCUCCAUGGUCAAGAUCCCCAGCAAGGGCUCCGCUCGCUACCUGUCCAGGAAGUACGACAAGUCUGAGGAGUAUAUCAGAGACAACUUUCUGGUGCUGGACAUCUUCUUCGAGGCUCUUAACUACGAAACAAUUGAACAAAAAAAAGCGUACGAUGUUGCAGGUUUACUAGGUGACAUUGGAGGCCAGAUGGGCUUGUUCAUUGGAGCCAGUAUUUUGACAAUCUUAGAAAUUUUGGAUUAUGUUUACGAGGUGAUCAAGCACAGGCUGCAGCGUCUGCUGAGGCCACAGAAGGAUGAGAAGAAACAACAGACGACCACGGUUGCAACUGUGGAUCUGCAAGAUAUGAAAGCCAGUAAGGAGUCCAGUGAUAUGACCAUGACCAGAAGUCAUCCUGAAGGAGCUUACGCCAAUACGAUUCUACCGAACCACCAUCUCCCCCACCACCAAGGACAGCCACAUGGAGUGUUUGAGGACUUUGCCUGCUAGAGCCGGCGGCCAUCUUUCCAUCCUGAUGACAAGAAAAGUUGUGUCCUCUCUGGGCUGGAUCGGGCAUCAAAACAGACCCUGGGACCUCAGUUCUAUACCUUUCUUGCUGUCACCAGUGAAAAAGCUACAGCCAAAGUUGAACACCAAACCUGUGCUGCAAACAGACCACUUGUAUGUAAGCACAGAUUGGACCCCACAUUACUGUCCAGCUGGAGACGCCCACCUUCAAUCUUCCUACAAUUGACAGCUGGCCACUCUGCGAUUUCUAUACUGGUUAUUUUGGUACAUGGUCACCACAUGGGAACAAGACAAGGACUGCAUGUCAUUUUGAGCCAUCUUGAUUCAUUUCUACUCAACUCCAGUAUCUUGAUUUGUGUACCUUUCUUAAUUUGUUAUUAUUAUUCUCAAUAAGUUCUCACUCAGCUCACUGAUUUUGAAUCAUUGUAAAAUAUGUCAUUAUUUGAUGAGAUAUCAUUUCCCCUUUAUAUUGUAUACAAGAUGAGUAUAAGACAGGUGAUCAUAUUCAAUCGAACCAUUAUACAGAGAUAUCAAACAAAAUCAGAGGAAUUACAUUGAUCUUUUGGCGUGUUAAAACCAUACUAUCCUCGCUUUGAUGAUAGGGCCCAUACUGCGUACCAGCUAUACACUAUUUAGUAUUUAUUAGGAUCCCCAUUAGCUGCUGCCAAGGUAGCAGCUACUCUUCCUGUGGUCCAAGCAGGGUUAAAACAAUUACAUCACAACCAAACACAACAGCUGAAAUCAUAAAUAAAACAACGCAUCAUACAAUAUAUUACAUUAUUGCUCUUUUAUUACAAAUGUACAAUAUAAAAUCCACAAUACCACAUUAAAAGUGUGUGUGUGUGUGUGUGUGUGUGUGUGUGUGUGUGUGUGUGUGUGUGUGUGUGUGUGUGUGUGUGUGUGUGUGUGUGUGUGUGUGUGUGUGUGUGUGUGUGUGUGUGUGUGUGUGUGUGUGUGUGUGUGUGUGUGUGUGUGUGUGUGUGUGUGUGUGUGUGUGUGUAGAGUGAGUUAGAUUGUGUGUACGUGUUUGGGUCUCUUCACAGUCCUCGUUGUGCCAUGAGGUGUUGUUUUAUCUGAUUUUAGUGCUCGCUUGAGUUAUUUGGUGUGGAAGAGAGUUCCAUGUAGUUAUGGCUCUAUGUAGUACUGAGUUUCCCAGAGUCUGUUCUGGACUUGGGGACUGUGAAGAGACCCCUGGUGGCAUUUCUUGUGGGUUAUGUAUUGGUGUCUGAGCUGUGUAUUAGAUGUUUGAACAGACAGUUCGGUGCUUUCAACAAGUCAAUACGUCUCACAGAGGCAAGCAGUGAGGAGGUCAAUCUCUCCUCUACUUUGAGCCAGGAGAGAUUGACACGUCUGGUUUAUGGGAAAGGUGUUUUAGAGAGUAGCAUUAUACAUUUACAUAGGUUCAACCUGAACACAGACAGAAAGCACUGUUUUAAAUGGAUAAUGAUUCAUUUAAUUCAACACUUAUACUAAUUUUUGUAAUUGAUUUAUAUAUUUUAGAGAAGAUUAUUUAAAAAAAAAUAUAUAUAUAUAUAUAGCUGUUAUGAUUGUAGUAAUCACACUGACAUAUUUUUGUUUAUUAGCAAAACCAGUCAGAAAGAUGAUUGGAAUUGCCUUGCUCCAAGCAACAAAAUGCACAUAGAUAUGGUUAAUAUUACUGUCAUUAUUUUUAUUUUAUUUACUGACUUGGGCAUGGGUGAAGUUCUUACAACAAUUACGGUGUCCAUAUUGGGUCAUCAUUCAAAAAGGCAAUGAAUAGCAAGCAACAAGCUGUGCUGUGAAUCCCCUUGACAUGGAUGAAUCAGAAUACACACAAUUGAGCACAUUCCACAGUCUGUAGUAGCUGAGCGCCUCUAUUUAAAGAAAGGGCCAGAAGAGUCCUUUCCCAUAAAUCCCUGUUGGAAGCAAAGUUGCUUCCAAAAUAAUUGCUUUAUGUCUCCUGCACAAUCUCUUGGCUUAGAUAGUGAAUUUGUUACAGUAAAAGUUUAUCCUGGACUAAAACUGCUGUCCACUCCAGUGUAGAACAGCCUCAGUGAAAGACCUAUCACUUUGACUACUGUCUGAAAAUCGACUGUAGGUAUACGAUUUUGUAUUUUGCUGGGUUAUUCAUUUAUACCUCACAUUACAGCACACGAUCACAUAAAUAGAUAAAGAUGUUUGAAUAUAACUAUUUGUUAUUUUUUUAUUUUGCUUGUGAUCUUAAAAAGGUCCAUUGCGGCCGUUUCUAUCUCAAUAUCAAAUCGUUUGGAUAACAAUGAAGUACCUUCCUGUGAUUGUUUUAAAUUAAAAUGGUCAAAAAUGAAGAAACAAGGAUCUUAGCAAAGAGAAAUUUCUCAAUCAAGAAUUUAGCUUGGACUGUCUGGGAGUGGAGAGGGGGAAACUAGCGGUUAUUGGCAGAGGUUUGGAACUCUUUCUUAUUAGUCUAUGAAGUAGGUGAUGUCACCAGGCAGGGCAAAACUCCAUCCCACCAAAACAGGCUGACAUUUCAGGCGGACUUUUCAAACAGCCAUUACACUAAAAGGGCACCAUCAUAAUUUUCACAAUUUCACAGUAUUAUUCCAGCCUUCGUGUGGAAAUAUAAAACACAGUAAACUCUCAUUUUUGACCCCACUGGGCCUUUAAUAUCUGUAACCCUGCUGAGUGCUCUGAGCUGUGCUUUGUUUGACAAGUCCACAAUGAAAUUACCCAUUCAUCAGCGUAAAUAAAAUCUACUCUUGCCCGAUGUCAAGUAAUCACAGGGGCCAAAUAUGACUUUUAAAUAUUCAUAAUCAUGUGUCACUAUGACAUUUUCAAAAGUUCCCAAUCAUGGUCCCUGAUGGCACCCUAUACCAAGUUUCUCCUCUGUCAUCAACAACACUGAAGGACAGGUUGCACACUGAGGAGAUGCUGUACUAAGGUGAAUGUGGGGUCAAAUGAUCAAUGUAAAGCUUGACUUCGCUUGUUGCUGUCACGUAUAGGCGGUCAUGCAUGUAUAGAUACAGGAAAGCCUCAGAGUCGGUCUGUGAUUUGCUGUGUGUAUAGCAUACAUGUUUGGCUCGUCUGAGAAUGUGUCCAUAGAAUUCUGAAAUAAUUUGGUAUGUAAUAUUACAAAUAGUAGUUGCAAAUGACAUCUGUGCAUAUUACAGUGGAACUAAAUGGUGGCUGUGUAGCUGGAGUUGACCCUGCUUGAUUUCCCCAAUUGACGACAUUUUGUACAUUACCAUUACUAAAUUUGCCACUCUACUCGUUCGUUGACUGAAUUUCGCUCUUCUCUGCUUGUUCAGGUUCGCAAUACUGUUGACAUGUAUAUUCACACAAUCAAAAUCAAUUCUCUGUAAUAACAAAUUUGUGUAUUGCGAAAUUUCUCAUUUUGGUCUGAAUGUUCCACAUGACAGCAAUAGGGGUUUCAUUGAGUGAAAUGGCAUUGCGGCAUGCACCGUUACACUGUCGACAGCUCAAGAUGAAGAACGGAUCAGAGCAAUUCUAUCAAACAGUAUGACACCAAUGGAAAUUCACUAAGAUUUACAGGAGAAUGCUGAAGACGUUUUGUUCAGAAGUCUGCUAUUGUAACUGUUUAUUCUGUUAGAACACAUUUUAUAAAUGUUAAGUACAAAUAUUAAAGUUUAGAUUGGUACAUUAAAAUGCCUCAUAUGAUCUAUU